This is a messenger RNA of Fulvia fulva, 1125 nucleotides long. RefSeq lists its product as uncharacterized. Lineage: Eukaryota; Fungi; Ascomycota; Dothideomycetes; Mycosphaerellales; Mycosphaerellaceae. The transcript is spliced from 2 exons. The record is from RefSeq and is a predicted model, not a curated record. The coding region runs from base 1 to 1125 and encodes 374 amino acids.
AUGGAGCAGUCUAGGUGGGCAGGUCCGCCUUCCGAAGCAGAACAGAUACCUGCCGAUGCAUCGUCAUCCUCGUUGUCUGCUGCAGCUACAACUUUCGCACCCGACAUGAGCGCCCCACCUCCCGAUGUAGCGACUGCCGAUAUGUUCUCGCAGACUGGUGCGGCACAAGAUGAUUUGUUCGAUGAUAUAGAGCCCGUGGAGGAGUCUAUGCGCAUUCGUUCUGAUGACGACCUCUUCAGCGACGACUUUACACCGGCGCCUCAGCCAGUAGUCGAAACCCCACAACCGAUAGUCUCGAGGGGAGGCCGAAGCAAUCGAGCUACAGGGCGAGGGCGUGGAAAGGGCAGAGGUCAUUCUGAUAAUCGCGAGAGCACGAAUCGUGGUGGACAUGCAAAGUCGUCAGGCCGGCCCUCCGAGCCUACCAACGCACUCAACGAGCGCAUCACAUCACAGGCACAAUCGCAGACCCCGGCGCCAGAGAAUGCACCGUCUGGGCCCCGGAAUGAGUCUACUCCUUCUGUUCGUGGUGAUCGUCGAGCGACUGGGGGGCUACGAAAGCCGAAGCUCACUGAAGAGGAGCUGGCCGAGAAAAUGGCGCGCAUAUCGAUCAAGAACGCAUCGUUGACCGCGGCUCAUGCACGGGCGGAAGCGGACGCGGCCUCCUUUGCGGAGAGGGAACAGCAAGCGAAACAUAUCACGGACCAGAGAAAGAAAGAAGAACGCAAAGACCGGCAGCAAAUGAUGGGUGAACGUGAAAAGAACCGGCAGCGGAAGCUGAAAGCUAUGGAAGGUCGCGAAUGGGAUGCCGAGAAGAAAGAGGAUGAUUUUGGCCAAGGUGGUCGGUAUGAUAAGAAGGACACAUUCGCUGGCGACCAAGAAGACUACACAGAUGGUCGGGAGUACAUCUAUCGAGAACGCAGAGGCGGCGAUCGGGGACAAGGAGCUCGAGGUGGCAGGGGUGGCAGAGCACACAACAAUGUCGAAGCUCCGCGACCAGAAGACUUUCCCUCGCUGCCUCAGGCCACGAAAGCGGGAGCCACAUCAACGCAACCCCUUGCGACGACCCUCGACAGUCCUGCACAGCAAUCAUGGGCGGACCAAGUUGAAGCAGCACCGACGAUAUAG